CCAGGCGCAAGGUCUUUUGGAAGGACAAGCAUUACAUGAAGCAGAUGAAGACAUGGUCACCGAUGUUGACUUUACCAACAUGAUUUCUGAAGAAGAGCGCGAAGAGCUGAAAGCUGAACUUGUUAAGCUAGAAGAUGAAAUUGCAACUUUACGGCAAGUGUUAGCAGCUAAAGAAAAGCAUCUUGUGGAAAUAAAACAAAAACUUGGCAUCAACCUGAUGAAUGAACUGAAACAGAAUUUUAGCAAGGGCUGGCAUGAUGUGCAAACAACUACUGCAUAUAAGAAGACACAGGAGACUCUGACUCAAGCAGGGCAAAAGGCCACAGCAGCAAUCAACAAUGUUGGAACAGUUAUCAGCAAGAAGUUUGGUGAUAUGAGGUCACAUUCACUUGGUUAUUCUAUUCGUCAUUCCAUAAGUAUGCCUGCUAUGAGGAAUUCUCCUACUUUCAAAUCCUUUGAAGAAAAGGUUGAAACCACUGUCACAAGCCUUAAGACAAAAGUUGGAGGUGCUAGCCAUCCUGGAGGAAGUUUUGAAGAAGUUCUUAGUUCUACUGCUCAUGCCAGUGCCCAGAGUUCCGUUGUGGGCACUCAACUCUCAGAAACAGAAGAGGAGCUCCAGUGCUAGAUUGCAUAGAUGAAACUGGUCCUCUCCAUUCCACUGCUUAGGGCCAAAUCACACAUGACACACUUUAUUUUCUCCACAGGAUUGAGCAUACAGGUGUAUGCCUAUAUGAGAAAUGUUAGUGUGAACCAGACAGUACUCAGAGACAUCUGCAACAAUUCCUGCGAUUAAACCAGCUGAAAAAUAGCAGAAAUGGCCAUCUCUGUAUACUAUCCAGUUUACUCUAGCACUAUUUUAUGAAGUCAUAUGUGGAUCUUAUAUGAAGAGGCUCAGUAUCAUUCAAAUGGUUUUUCAUAUCCAGCUUCUAUAAGACAAGGCUGUGUUUCUACCAGUUGUUCCACCAAUUUUGCAGAGAUUUGUUCAUAUGUGUAUAUAUGUUUAGAUAUUGAAUUUGAGUAAGCUGUUCAAAUAAUAUA
This is a messenger RNA of Elgaria multicarinata webbii, 1038 nucleotides long. It is a transcript of the gene TPD52L1, whose product is annotated as TPD52 like 1. Bases 53 to 625 code for a protein of 190 amino acids. Gene Ontology annotation, biological process: positive regulation of apoptotic signaling pathway; positive regulation of MAP kinase activity. The record is from RefSeq and is a predicted model, not a curated record. The transcript has 8 exons. NCBI's taxonomy places the organism in Eukaryota, Metazoa, Chordata, Lepidosauria, Squamata, Anguidae. Gene Ontology annotation, cellular component: cytoplasm.